UACCUAUUGAAGAAAUAAUUUUUAUUAAGGAGAUUUAAAUGGACAUGUUAGUAGAGAGGUAGAAGAUUUUAAAAGCAUUCAUGUAAGUUAUGGAUUUGGAGCGACUAAUAAAGAUGAUAGGAUCAUAUUAGAUUUUUCUCGAUCUUAUAAUUGUUAAUAUUUUAUUUAAGAAAAGAGUGAAGUAUCUCAUCACUUUUAAGAAUGGAUACAGUCAAACUUAGAUUAAUUAUUUUUUUAUAAGAAAAAUAAAUCUUUUAUAUUAUAAAAAUUAUAAAAUUAUUCCAAGUGAAAGUUUAUGUUCCCAACAUCGCUUUUCAGUUUUGGGCUUUAGGAUGAAAGAGCAUAAUAUGAAAAAUAAAAUAAAAUAUUAUCCUAGGAUUAUAUGGCACACAUAAGCUAUGAGUAGGGGUGCAAACGAGUCAAGCCGGCUCGGGCUCGACUCGGUAACAGGCUCGACAAGCCGAGUUUAUCGAGCUCGCGAGUCGAGCUCGAACACGAGUUCGAGCUUGACAGCUUAUCUAGCUCGAGCUCGAACAGGCUGCUGCUCGACUCGUUAGCUCGUCGAGCAGCUCAACGGCUGAACUUGCAAGAGGGAAAUGCAAACACGAAGCGGGAAAUCGAAGUCUCGAGCGGGAAAUCAAAGUUGCGAUUGGGAAAAAAAAAGGAUGAAUCUCAACGACGUGACGAUGACGAGUUGACGACGGGGCGAGCUCGACGACGAUCUCGAUAGAGGGAAAUUUCGAGCUCGACGGCAGACGGUGGGACGAGAUCGACGACGGUCACAAAAGCAGAAAAUUUUGAGCUUGACGAUGAUCUCGACGGCAGACGACUGGACGAUCUCGACGACGAGCUGUUAAUGUAGAUCCGGCCAUAUGCUAACGGAAUGGAGGUGGGGCUCAUCCUUGAGGCGAUGAAUUGUGUCAUCAUUGAGAUCUUUGAGAUAUACAGCUGCAUUUGUAGAGGCAUCGCCGGAUUCCUCGUCGAUGUGCUCGGCUCUGAUGUUUCCGAUUCCUCUACCUCGCACACCGCCGCCGCAUCGUCAAAGGAGAAGAUGGCCGUGCCUUCCGAGGAGCGGAAGCGACUGGGUAUGGCAGGGAUGAGGGUGCUCCGUAGAGAUGCAGAGCAGAGCGUGCAACUCUCCUCAUAUUUCAGCCUCUGUCGUAGCCUCGGCGUGCUGAACGCCGCCGAGAUCCCUCCAGUGGAGUCUAUACCUGAGGAAGACAUUCGCGAUCUCGAGGCCUUGCGGGACUGUGAUCCGUCUUGGAGAUGAAUGGCUCGAUAGCCGGCGGCCAGGGUCCCGACGCGAGCAUGACGAUGAUCUCAACGGUAGAAGCGACGACGACGACGAGCCUCGGGAGGACGGACGCUACAACCAGCGAUGGAUCUCGAUCUCGAAAUCGGAGCUCGACAGCAAAGCUCGACGAGCCGCUCGACAAGAAGACGAGUCGAGCUCGAGCUUGGAUUUUGAGCUCGAGCUCGAGCUUGGUCUUUGAAAGUCAAGCUCGACUCGAACACGCCCUGACUCGAGCUCGACUCGACUCAUUUGCACCCCUAGGUAUGAGACAUGAAAUACUGGGUGCAAUGUCGAUGAAGGUGGUAAUCCCAGUCAAUAGGCCACUGCUUCAGUGCGCUUUAAAAUCUCAUAAGGCUCAAAAUAUCAUGGAGACAAUUUCUCAUUCCUCCUCUUGGCUAGUGUCUUCUGCUAGUAGGAUCUCAGCUUAAACUAAACCAUAUCUCUUGGCUAGAAGUGUACUUCUCUCUUAUACUCAUCAGUCUUUCUCUUCAUGAUCUGUUGGGCCCUUAACAGAUGUCUCUUGGGCUCUACUAAUAUCCUAUCCAUCUCCUUUAAAUAUUGAUCUACACAACAUAAUGGCAUAGUGAUAUGCCCAUAAUAUAUCAAAUGACAUGGAUCUCUCCCAUAUAGAAUCUUGAAAUGGGUGGUCUGUGUUACUGAAUGAUACACAUUUUUUUUUUGAAUGGUACAAAAUGUUGUACCAAUACUAGGCCCAAACAUUCCACUUUGCCCAAAUCUUUGAGGUAUCUCAUACAAAGCAUCACAAAUAGGUCUCCAUGCUACUGUGGACCACCUCCAUCAUCUGUUUAGGGAUCCUCUUCAUGAUUGCACCUUGUAAACAGAACAACUUCUUCCAGAAUGACCGAGGAACACAUUGUCUCUAUCUGACAUAAUGGAUUUUAGAAAUCCAUGUAAGCGCACCACCCGUAUGAAAGCAAUAGCCACAAACACUACGGUGUAAGGGUGCUUCAGAGGGAUGCAGUGUGCAUACUUGCUCAGAUGAUCCAAUACUACCAGUAUCACAGAAAUCCCUUCGAAUGCGAUAACCCCUCGAUGAAGUCCAUCAUCAUCUCCCACACCCUCUCCGGUAAAGCUAGAGGUUAUAGCAAUCCUCUUGGUGUCAUGGCCAAGUACUUAUGUUGCUAUCACACAUCAUAUCUUACUACCUAGUCCUCUACAUCUUAGUGCAUCCCCACCACAAUAUACUCCACAGACAGUUGACUAUAGAUUUUCUGAACUCCUAAAUGUCCUCCAACUGCGUUGCCAUGAAACUCCUGCAAUAGCUUGGGAAUGUACCUCAAUGUCCUCGGUAAGAUGAAUCGCCCUUGAUGUAGCAGCUGGGGCUCCCUUAGCAUGUAACUGGGAUGACUGUUUGGGUCCUACAAUAACUCGACUCUGAUCUUCCUUAGACCCUCAUCUUGUUGUCUCUUCUGUCUCAGGGCUUCCCAAUCUAGGACCAUAGGUAUUGAUAGAGCUGUCAACUGUAGUUCAUUCGUUUUCCUCGAUAGUUCAUCCGCGGCCUUGUUCUCCAGUCUUGCAGUACUUGAUCUCAAAAUCAUAUCUAAGUAACUUGGAUAACCACCUUUGAUGCUUCUCAGUCAACAUCUUCGCUCCAGUAGAAACUUCAAACUCCUCUAGUCUGUCAUGAUGAUAAAGUGUCGCCCCAAUAAAUAGGGUCGCCACUUUUGGAUGGCUAAUAUAAUGUCAUCAACUCCCGCUUAUAUACGGACUUUAAUCUUUCCUUGGUUAUGAGAACCUGGCUGAAAAUAAGCAAUGGGUCGAUGAUCCUGCAUAAGUAAUGCCCCUAGUUGGUAUCCUGAUGCAUUCGUCUCCACCACAAGUGGUAUGUUGAAGUCAGGAAGUGUUAAUACUGGCAUGUCGGUCAUGGCUUUCUCUCAACUGCUUGAAGGCCUGUGUUGUUUCUUCCCACCGAUUGAAACUAUUCUUCUUUAGUUUCUUAGUCAGUGACCAUACUAUGUGCCAUACCCUCGCAUAAACUUUCGGCAGUACCCGGUAAGACCUAAGAACCCUCUAAACUCCUUCAGAUUCUUAGGUAAAAGCCAAUCUCACAUAGCCUCAUUCUUGGAUCAGUCUGCUGCUACCCCUGCUAUGCUCACCACAUAUCCUAGGUACUCUACCCAUGGUUGUGUAAAUGAACAUUUUUCAGGUUGGCAUAUAGUGAUGCUCCCUCAAAGUCUCCAGUAUAGUGCUUAGGUGACCCACAUGCUCUGCUUUCGUAUGACUGUAGAUUAGGAUGUCGUCAAAAAAUACCAAAAUAAACUUUUUGAGGCAUGGUUGAAAAAUCUAAUUCAUGAGGGACCAAAAAGUGUUUGGAGCAUUGGUAAGGCCGAAAGACAUCACCAGAAUUUGAUAGUGACCCUUAUGAACCCUGAAAUUUCUCUUAUAUACAUCCCCAGACUUCAUUUGGAUCUAGUAGUACCCCGACUAUAGGUUAAUCUUCGAAAAGAUUACUGUCCCAAACAGUUCAUCCAGUAGCUCAUCAAUUAUGAGGAUGAGAAACUUUUACAACAUAUUUUUCUUAUUUAGGAUCCUAUAGUCCAAGCAAAAUCUCCAAUUGUCAUCUUUCUUUUUCACCAAUAAAAUUGGGUUGGAAAAGGGGUUCACAUUAGCUUACUAAUCCCUGCCUUAAGCAUCUAUCUGAUGAGCCUCUCUAUCUCAUCCUUCUGAAUUUAUGGGUACCAGUACAGUCGAAAACUAAAAGGAGAAGCUUCCUUUUUCAAGGUAAUGGCAUGCUCAUACUCUCUGGGUGGCGGUAAUCAGCUAGACUGUUGAAAAACCUCCGGAAACUACUGCAGAAGCUGAUGUACACACUCAGAGACCUCGAUCGGCUCCUAAUCUCAGACCUCCUCCAGGCUCUGCAGCUCCAACAAGUAGCCCAGACUUGCUCCCUAUAUCGCCUUGACUAUGGGUUUGAGUGAAACUAUAGUUGUUCUGCACAAGCUGUCGUCUUCUCACAACACCACCCUCUUUCCCUCUAUCUGAAUCUCCAUAUUCAAAUAUUUCUACUCCACCUUCGCUUCCCCAAUCUUCUGUAACCACUUCAUCUCUAGGAUCGCAUUAAUGCUCCUCAAAUCCAAAAGAAGAAAAUCCUCCACUAUAUGUAGGCCCUAUAGCGUCAGCUCAAACCCCUGCAAAUCCCCCUACUAUUCUCCACCUUCCUUGCCCUCAUCAUGACUCCAAAGUUUCUUGUAUCCAUCAAGUUCAAUGCCAACUGAUCCACGACUCGAAUUGAAGAUGAAGUUAUGAGUAGCCCCGCUAUCCAUCAAGACUACUAUUGGCUACUCGAUUUGAGAUGAAGUUGUGAGUAGCCCCGUGUGAGACCUCGUUCCCUUACUGUUCCUCUUUGACUUGGAUUUUCCUCCCAGGA
Dendrobium catenatum is the source of this 4682-nucleotide messenger RNA. Its product is annotated as putative clathrin assembly protein At1g25240. Gene Ontology annotation, molecular function: phosphatidylinositol-4,5-bisphosphate binding; SNARE binding; 1-phosphatidylinositol binding. Gene Ontology annotation, cellular component: clathrin-coated vesicle; clathrin-coated pit. Gene Ontology annotation, biological process: vesicle budding from membrane; clathrin coat assembly; clathrin-dependent endocytosis. Bases 884 to 1270 code for a protein of 128 amino acids. The transcript has a single exon. The record is from RefSeq and is a predicted model, not a curated record. Lineage: Eukaryota; Viridiplantae; Streptophyta; Magnoliopsida; Asparagales; Orchidaceae.